ACGCACCCGGCCGUCAUGUUCCUCAGCGAAACCGGUAAUCUGGGCGGGAAGAAGACGUUGUAUAAAAGGUUCACCUUGAGUCCGGAAAGGACUUACUAUACCUCAACCAUCACCAGAGGAAGAAGAAGAAGGCUCUUAGAAACAAAGCACGUCAGCAUGAUUGGUGUUCGUUCACAGGUUGCUCUCUUGGCGGCCAUCAUGGCUUUGGUCUUCUGCGUUUCUGCCGACCCUGAUAAAAAGCCCAGACACGGGUUUGGAGGCGGAAGCUACGGAAGUGGGGGCCUUGGAGGCGGUUUUGGUGGUGGAAGUAGUUUAGGAGGUCACGGAGGAAGCUUUGGAGGUCACGGAGGAAGCUUUGGAGGUCUUGGAGGUGGCUUCGGCAACAGGCCCGUUGGAGGUGGUUUUGGAAGUCAUGGAAGCGGUUUGGGCGUUGGAGGUGGUUUAGGAGGUCACGGAGGAAGCUUUGGAGCUCACGGAGGUAGCUUUGGAGGUCAUGGAAGCGGUCUUGGAGGUCAUGGAGGUGGCUUCGGCAACAGACCUGUUGGAGGUGGUUUUGGAAGUCACGGAGGCGGUUUGGGCGUUGGAGGUCACGGAGGCGGUUUGGGCGUUGGAGGUCACGGAGGCAGCUUUGGAGCUCACGGAGGUAGUUUUGGAAGUCAAGGCGGACACAGGCCGUACGGAUACGGAAAAUAGAAGUUUUCCCUCCAACCCGACAACGCAAAAGAUUUAUUGGCCGUCGAAACGGAUAAAAUGCAAGGAAGAACAAGAGACCUGGAACGCUGGAAUUGGAUCUUACGGCUGGCAGCUGUCCCGCGAGAUAUUCCAAAAACAGUUUUUUGGGGGGAAUGUGGUCUUACGGUGUGCGGUGUGACAGGGAUUUUCUAAUAAAGUCUUAUUUGCCCA
Macrobrachium nipponense is the source of this 903-nucleotide messenger RNA. RefSeq names its product acanthoscurrin-1-like. The record is from RefSeq and is a predicted model, not a curated record. NCBI's taxonomy places the organism in Eukaryota, Metazoa, Arthropoda, Malacostraca, Decapoda, Palaemonidae. The transcript is spliced from 3 exons. The coding region runs from base 16 to 693 and encodes 225 amino acids.